UGACAUUAUAAUCCUUUCCUAUAAUCCAAUUUGCAGCAGUGGUUUUCUACCUUCCUUUCCCAAGCAAACCUCUCUCAUUACAUAAUCUUUGCUUAGAAUAUAAUCUUUCCAUAUAUAUAUAUAUAUAGAAGCUCCAAGAUUUUCAUGGAAUUGUCUGCUUCCAAUCUUCAUCAACAUGCUCUUCCUCCUGGUGUAUCUGAACGGAAACGAGAAGUCAAUGAACUGGAUUUCUUCGCUGACACCCGAUCUCUCAAAGAACUCAAGCAGGAUAUCCAGAAACAGACGAGUUCAAAUAUUCAACCUCAUCAUCAUGUAAAUACUAGUUUAAAUCUUCGAACGACAAAUUCUGGGAGGAAAGACAAAGGAAUAAUGAAUCAGCAGGUAGCAGAUGCUCGUGCAGAAAUGGAGAGAAUAAACAUUGAGAAUCAAAGGUUGAAAGGAAUGAUUAAUCAACUGAACAACAGCUACCAUUCCUUACAGAUUCAUCUUCGCACAUUGAUCCCACAACAUAGGAAUCAAAGAAUCGAAGGAGGUCCGGUUGCAAGACAGUUCAUGGAUCUGGGUCAAUCCAGAAUGACCUUUGAAGAGGGUGAAGAACUCUCGGAGCGUAUGGAAAACACGAUAGUUGAGUCUAUGGAGAAGAAGAGUAGUAGGGAUCAAACUUUUCCAGUUAAUUCAGACAGGAAAUUGGACAGAAAUAUUCAGAGACAGAAGUUCAGUUCUUCUUCAUCUGGAGAUGGUGAUCGUGCAGAAGAGUUCUUGUCCGUCGUCAGAAAAGCCCGUGUCUCUGUUCGAGUUCGAUCUGAUACAACAGUGAUUUCUGAUGGUUGCCAUUGGAGAAAAUAUGGGCAAAAAAUGGCGAAAGGAAAUCCUUGUCCUCGAGCUUACUAUCGAUGCACCAUGGGAUCUGGUUGUCCAGUUCGCAAACAGGUACAAAGGUGUCCAGAGGACAUAUCAAUACUAGUGACCACUUAUGAAGGUAAUCAUAACCAUCCACUUCCUCCAGCUGCAAUGGCAAUGGCCUCAACCAUAUCCACUGCGGCAUCAAUGCUACUCUCUGGAUCAAUGCCUAGCUCGGAAUCGGAUGGACUACUCCCCAACCAGAAUUUCUUUGCAAAAAGCAUACAUCCUUGCCCUCCAAACUUGGUUACUCUCUCGGCUUCUGCUCCAUUUCCUACCGUUACAUUAGAUCUCACUCAGAUCCCCAAUCAAAGGCCACUUAACCGAGUUCAUGUUCCUUACAACCCUGCUAGCGUGCCUCAAAUGCUCGGCAGUCACUUGCAGUUUUUGAGCCUUCUUAGCUCUCAGCUGGGAAAUGCUCCUACUCACAUGAUGCAUAAUCAAAUUCCAAUAAAUUCGAUGGCUGACACUGUUGGUUCAGCCACGGCUGCCAUCACGGCAGGUCCCAACUUUUCUACAGCUCUAGCGGCAGCCAUCACCUCCAUCAUCGGAAAUGUUCAGCAAAACAACAGUGGUAACAGUAAUAGCGCUGCCACAACAAACUCUAGAGACAAUAUAUAAUAAUGCAUGAAAGAAAAACUUGUAAUAUGAAAGUGUUGUAUACUCUAGAUAAGAUAUAUGUUACUCUUUAGAUUAUGAGCACUGUUUUUAGACUAUAUGGUAGGAGAAUGAUGCUUUUCUUCUUCUUCUUCUUCUUCCACCCGCUCCUUUUUUUUAACCU
This is a messenger RNA of Rubroshorea leprosula, 1681 nucleotides long. The record is from the annotation of a GenBank genome assembly. NCBI's taxonomy places the organism in Eukaryota, Viridiplantae, Streptophyta, Magnoliopsida, Malvales, Dipterocarpaceae.